Hyposmocoma kahamanoa is the source of this 5225-nucleotide messenger RNA. It is a transcript of the gene Nrx-IV, whose product is annotated as neurexin-4. The record is from RefSeq and is a predicted model, not a curated record. The transcript has 24 exons. Lineage: Eukaryota; Metazoa; Arthropoda; Insecta; Lepidoptera; Cosmopterigidae. Bases 108 to 3938 code for a protein of 1276 amino acids.
GCUUGCCGAAUGUGCCAACGCCGUAUAAUGAUCAAACAAUUUUUUCCGCUUUUUUGACUGAUGCGUCUUUAGCCUUUAUAUAUCGUAUAAGAUUCAAGUAUGAAAUUAUGAUGAGUGGUUUCGUGUAUUAUUUGUUUGUGUUGCUUUGCUAUAGCAUUACGAAAACUGACGCAGAUAAUGUGAAAUAUUACUUCGAUUAUGAAUGCAAUGAGCCGCUUAUAGCGAACGCUAAGCUUACAGCCACAUCCAGUUUGAGAGAUAGAGGUCCAGAAAAUGCUAAGUUGUAUGGGACUAUCGCGUGGACAGCAGCCGAGAGCUCGUAUUACCAGCACCUGACCAUCAACCUUCUGCAACGAAGGGAGUUGCGAGGAAUCGCCACCAGGGGCCGUUUCGCUACUGAGGAAUAUGUCUCGGAGUACAUGUUGCAGUUCUCUGAUGAUGGUGAAAGCUGGAGAGCUGUUUCUAGUUCCGACGGGUAUCCUAAGAUGUUCGAGGGCAACCACGAUGGCAACACCGUGCAAAGAAACGAGUUCGAAGUGCCUAUUAUAGCGCAGUUCAUCAGAAUCGACCCCAUGCGGUGGAGGGACAAAAUCUCUAUGAGAGUCGAAGUGUAUGGCUGCGAUUAUGUGGCCGACACCCUUUAUUUCAAUGGCACAUCUCUAGUCAAAGUGGAUCUCCUCCGAGAUCCGAUCUCAGCCUCAAGAGAGACCAUCCGGUUCCGGUUUAAAACGAGCACGGCGUCCGGAGUGUUGUUGUACUCGAGAGGCACUCAGGGCGACUAUUUGGCAUUGCAGCUGAGGGACAAUCGAUUAGUGCUCAAUAUUGACUUGGGUUCCGGCACUGCCACCUCUCUCUCCGUGGGUAGUCUCCUGGACGACAACAUCUGGCACGACGUGGUGAUGUCACGAAACAGACGCGAAGUGUUGUUCUCUGUGGACAGAGUCAUCGUCUCUGGCCGGAUCAAAGGAGAGUUUUCGAGGCUCAACCUUAAUAGAGCUUUUUACAUCGGAGGCGUACCCAACUACCAAGAAGGCCUAGUCGUUAACCAGAAUUACACAGGCUGUAUCGAGAAUAUAUACCUUAACUCAACCAAUGUCAUACAAGAUUUGAGACAGGGGUACGAUAAUGGAGCGCCCUUUAAGUUCCAGAAAGUGAACACACUUUAUGCUUGUCCAGAACCUCCCAUAGUUCCAGUAACUUUCCUAAAAGCGUCCACGUACGCGAAACUGCGCGGUUACGGAGGGGGUAACACUUUGAACGUGUCGCUGGAGUUCCGCACGUAUGAGAGCCACGGGUUGCUCAUCUUUCACAAAUUCAAGACUGAGGGAUAUAUUAAGGUAUAUCUAGAAGAAGGCAAAGUAAAAGCCGAGCUCUAUACCGAAGGUUCUCCGAAGAUAAUAGUGGACAACUACGAGGACGAGUUUAACGACGGACGAUGGCAUUCGGUGCUUCUCACUAUGGCCACAGACGUGUUAACACUCGCCGUGGACUACAGACCCGCCAAAACUACUAAGAAGUUAAGGUUUUUGACUGGAAGCACUUAUUAUAUUGCCGGCGGCGCCAAGGGCCCCCCGCGCGGCUUCGUGGGCUGCAUGCGCAAGAUCGCCGUGGACGGCAACUACCGCCUGCCGUCCGACUGGAAGCCCGAGGAGUACUGCUGCAAGAACGAGGUCGCCUUCGACGCGUGCCAGAUGAUUGACAGGUGCAAUCCCAACCCGUGCGAGCACAGCGGCGUGUGCACUCAGACGUCGGAAGAGUUCUCUUGCAACUGCCAGGGAACUGGAUAUGCUGGCGCCGUUUGCCAUUCAUCCACCCACCCGCUGUCGUGCCAGGCCUACGCCAACGUGCAGUCGGUGUCGCGCUCGGCCGAGAUCCACAUCGACGUGGACGGCUCCGGCCCGCUGCCCGCCUUCCCCGUCACCUGCGAGUUCUACUCCGACGGCAGGAUCAUCACGGCCGUGCAGCACUCGGUGACGCAGAACACGGUGGUGGACGGGUACCAGGAGCCGGGCAGCUUCCGGCAGGACAUCGUGUACGACGCGUCGCGCGCGCAGCUGGAGGCGCUCAUCAACCGCUCCGACACCUGCAUGCAGCGCCUGGAGUACUUGUGCCGCCACUCGCGGCUGCUCAACUCGCCCAGCGACGAGAGCAACUUCCACCCGUUCGCCUGGUGGGUGUCGCGCACGGGGCAGCGCAUGGACUACUGGGCGGGCGCGCCGCCCGGCAGCCGCAUGUGCCAGUGCGGCGUGCUGGGCGCCUGCCUCGACCCCACCAAGUGGUGCAACUGCGACGCCGAGUACAGCCCGCUCAAGCCCGACGAGUUCCAAGCGGACGGAGGUGAAAUCACAGAGAAAGAGUUUCUACCUGUCAAGCAACUGCGUUUCGGUGACACUGGCAGUCAUCUUGACGAGAAGGAAGGACGUUACACGUUAGGACCAUUAUUAUGUGAAGGAGAUGAUCUAUUCAGCAAUGCGGUGACGUUCCGUAUCUCGGACGCGGUGAUAAUUCUGCCGACGUUCGACCUCGGCCACAGCGGAGACAUCUAUUUCGAAUUUAAGACUACAAAAGAAAACGCUGUGCUGUUACACUCUAAGGGCCCCACUGACUACAUAAAGCUGUCGAUAAUCGGCGGCGAUCAGCUGCAGUUCCAGUUCCAGGUGGGCGACACGCCACUCGGCGUAUCCGUGGAGACCAGUAACCGGCUGGCCGACAACCACUGGCACUCCGUGUCCAUCGAGCGGAACAGGAAGGAGGCGCGCGUGGUGGUGGACGGCGCGCUGAAGAACGAGAUCCGCACGGCCAAGGAGCCGCUGCGCGCGCUGCAGCUCAGCACGGGGCUGGUGCUGGGCGCGGCGCUGGACCGCAAGGACGGCUUCGUGGGCUGCCUGCGCGCGCUGCUGCUCAACGGCCGGGCCGUGGACCUGCGCGCGCACGCGCGCCGCGGCCUGUACGGCGUGGCCGAGGGCUGCCGCGGCAAGUGCCAGUCGGCGCCCUGCCUCAACAACGGCACGUGCCUGGAGGGCUACGACUCCUACGUCUGCGACUGCCGCUUCACCGCCUUCAAGGGGCCCAUCUGCGCCGACGAAAUCGGCGUGAAUCUCCGCCCGAACUCGAUGGUGAAGUACGACUUUCUGGGCUCGUGGCGAUCCACCAUCAGCGAGAAGAUCCGCGUUGGCUUCACCACCACAAACCCUAAGGGGUUCUUGCUCGGAUUCUACUCCAACAUCUCUGGAGAAUACUUGACACUCAUGGUGUCCAACUCGGGUCAUUUUCGUGUGGUGUUCGACUUCGGCUUCGAACGGCAAGAAAUCAUAUUCCACGGAAAGCACUUCGGUUUAGGCCAAUAUCACGAUGUGCGGCUGUCGAGGAAGAACAGCGGCGCUACUAUGGUCUUACAGGUGGACAAUUACGAAACACAAGAGUACAACUUCAACAUAAAAGAGUCUGCGGACGCGCAGUUCAACAAUAUCCAGUACAUGUACAUCGGACGAAACGAGAGCAUGAACGAAGGCUUCGUGGGCUGUGUUAGCAGAGUGGAGUUCGACGACAUCUAUCCACUCAAGCUGCUUUUCCAGCAGGAUCCGCCGCCUAAUGUGCGCAGUUUGGGAGGCGGCAACCUGCACGAGGACUUCUGCGGCGUGGAGCCGGUGACGCACCCGCCCGAGCCCACGGAGACGCGCCCGCCGCCCGACGUGGACCUGCAGUCUGACUUGGACUACCACAAGACGGAUGAGGCCAUCCUCGGCACGGUGCUGGCGUUCAUCUUCCUGCUGCUGAUCGUGGUCGCCAUCGUUUUGGUGCGGGCGCUUUCCCGACACAAGGGAGAAUACCUUACACAGGAGGAGCGCGGCGCGGACGGAGCGCCCGACCCGGACUCCGCGGCGCUGGCGGCGGCCACCGGCCCCCGGGUCACCAAGAGGCGCGAGUUCUUCAUUUAGACCAACUACUUCGCCGUACUGUCCACCGCAAAAGCAUCUCUUAUCUGCGUUCCGUGCACUCGAGGAACGCUCUUGCUCCUCCACCAAGUCGCAUUCCGUCGCAAACGCAUUUACGAUGUUAAGAAUACUUUUUUAAUACCGCCAAAGUUUACUGGCGGCGAUUACCGUUCACCAUCAAACGGACAGUCUUGAGUGUUUAACGAUAUGUUUACAAUUGAAAAAAAUACGGCAUGUUUGGACGAGAGCGUUCUGUUCCGCCAUUUCGUGGAUGGUGGGAGGGGAGGGUCGCGCUUCUGGCGAUCGUGCUUUGGAUAUUAUACAUUCCCACGUUACACACAAACUUACAUGUAAAGGUACCUGGCUGAGUCAAGAAAAACUUUCAUAAAUUUCUCACAGAUGGCCCUAUAGCCAAAAUAUCGUUACAAACAAAAAAAAACCAAAGAUCUGCAACAAGCAUAUAGAAAAAUUCGCACAGUUUGCUGGUUCGUUCCAUAGCUCUGUUGAAUUAAGGCACUGGUACCAAUUCAGCCGGAACUAAUGAUUUUUUCUUAAUAAUUGAGUUUAAGGAACCUCAUUGCAAGAUCUGCAAAAUUUUCGUUACUGAAAUUUGCCAGUUCUCUAUUAAAUAUUAAAAAUCUGAAAAGAUUAGUAGUUGUGCAAGUCUAAUUGACUUUUUAAAUUGAAUCUCAAAAUGCAACCAGUAAACAUAAAUUAAAUCCCAUGUAAUUUCACAAAAAGAAAAUACUAAUAUGUAGACAAUAUUCAAUACGUAUUGAUAAUGCAAAUAGAAAUCGCACAUGAAACCACAUUCGCUUUGAUAUCACUGCCACAUAGUACAAAUCUUAAAAACAUUGUGUGUUUUAUAUCAUGUCACUGUAGUUACGGUUUGUGAAUAAUUUAUGUCUUUCAAAGCGAAGCUUGAAAAAGCAGAAUUUUAUUAAAACACCUAUCUUAAGGUUUUUGCGAUUGUUACUCAUAGGAAAUGAAACUAUUUUUCCGGAUUUAAAUCGCGUAUAUUUGUUUUUUCAAACAAACCAACGUUUCGGGACUUUUAUAGGUUCCAUGGUCAGGGCUGACAUCAGUCAUCACUACGCAAUUUAGAUCCGAAAAAGUUGUUUUAUUCCUUAAGCUAUAAGUAGAGAUUUAAAAAUAGUCUUGCGAUUUUUUUUUACAUUAAAGAACAGUUGACUAUCGGAUUCCAUGUCGAGGCUGUGUUCAAAUAGACAAGUCGUUGACAUAAUAAGCUGAAACAAAACACGAACUAACCGACUCGCCAUACAUAGCAAG